Molecule: messenger RNA, 2417 nt
Organism: Salvelinus namaycush (lake trout)
Lineage: Eukaryota; Metazoa; Chordata; Actinopteri; Salmoniformes; Salmonidae
Product: COP9 signalosome complex subunit 4-like
Exons: 8
Coding region: 6-1094 (362 amino acids)
Cellular component (GO): cytosol; COP9 signalosome
Source: RefSeq, a predicted model, not a curated record
AGAAAAUGGCGGCUGGAGUGAGACAGGAGCUUGCACAACUUAUGAAUUCAAGCGGAUCUCACAAAGAUCUCGCUGGAAAAUAUCGACAGAUUCUGGAGAAGGCCAUCCAAUUCACAGAUGCAGAACAAUUGGAAUCAUUAAAAGCAUUCGUCGAAGCAAUGGUCAAUGAGAACGUCAGCUUAGUGAUUUCUAGACAGCUGCUGACAGACUUCUGCACAAACAUACCCAGUCUUCCUGACAGCACAGCCAAGUCAGUUUACCACUUCACACUAGAGAAGAUACAGCCCAGGGUCAUCUCAUUUGAAGAACAGGUGGCCUCCAUCAGACAGCACUUAUCCACCAUCUAUGAGAAGGAGGAGGACUGGAGAAACGCUGCUCAGGUUCUAGUGGGCAUUCCUCUGGAGACAGGACAGAAGCAGUACAACGUAGACUAUAAGUUGGACACGUACCUGAAGAUCGCCCGUCUGUACCUGGAGGAUGAUGACCCUGUUCAGGCCGAGGCCUACAUCAACAGAGCCUCUCUGCUACAGAACGAGUCCACCAACGAACAGCUACAGGUCCACUACAAAGUGUGCUACGCCAGAGUGUUGGACUACAGGAGGAAGUUUAUCGAGGCUGCACAGCGGUACAACGAGCUCUCUUACAAGUCCAUCGUCCACGAGACAGAGCGUCUAGAGGCCCUGAAACACGCUCUUCAUUGCACCAUCCUGGCAUCAGCAGGCCAGCAGCGCUCCCGUAUGUUAGCCACCCUGUUUAAAGACGAGCGCUGUCAGCAGCUGGCGGCCUACGGCAUCCUAGAGAAGAUGUACCUGGACCGCAUAAUCAGGGGGAACCAGCUGCAGGAGUUUGCUGCCAUGCUUAUGCCCCACCAGAAAGCCACCACUGGGGAUGGCUCCAGCAUAUUGGACAGAGCUGUUAUUGAACACAACCUGCUGUCUGCUAGCAAACUUUACAACAACAUCACGUUUGAAGAGCUAGGGGCGCUUCUGGAGAUCCCUCCCGCUAAGGACGAUUAUCUCCAUGGUGAGGUCCCUGGUUACAGAUGCAGUCUGGUAGGGAACAUAAUCACUACUUUACUAAUGAAUGGGGUGUGAAACCAAAAAUACAGAACUAAAAUACAGUGAAAUAAAAGCCUUGUUGGCUCUGUCUUUUUCUCUCUCGCUCUCUCAACUUCUUGGUUGAAGACCGAGGUAAUCAGAACGGAAUGUGCACUCCCCUUAUAAUACCAGCUAAAUGCUGUGGCUGAUGUUUUUGUUAACGUAAAGGGUUUCCUUGUAAUUCCUAAAGACUCAUAUUGUGUCAUAUUUAGGGAAGUAGGCCACCUCAGGUAGUGGGAUUGGGGAUACAUUACUCAUAACCAUGUGAAAUUGUAGAGUCUUAUUUGAUGAUCAAGUUGAUAAGAGGCACCUAGGUAAGACAUUGAUCUGUAAUUUAUUGUCUCUGUGGUAAGUAGUAAAUUAGGUUUCUACUGAAAACAAACCUUGUACUGUACAAAUAAAUAGCCUGUGUUGCAAUGACAGGAAAGCUGUGGAGACUGUUUAAAUUUAAUGAUACAGGCAUUAGAAAGGUCUGAACUUGCCUGAACUUAGUAUUUCUGUUCUAUCAUCAAGGAACAGCGCCAACUGAAUUCCACCCUAUUGUAUAUUUUGUUUAUUCUUAUUAGCCAGUCAUUUAUUGCAUGCAUAUCUUAUAUCCCACAGUAUGUUUCUAGUACAGAACGUUUCUGUUGCUAUUCUCCCCAGUAUGACUUUUUCAACUCUGCUGAAUUGAACAUAUUGUAGAGUUAGCUAUGUGAACUACUCAUUGGUUUGUGUGUUAGUGCAGUAGGUUACAACGUCCAAAUAAGGAGAAAACCUAUGAGAUAUUUGUUGUUGAAAGAUUGUGAACUGCAUGUCUAGUUACAGUGGACUUAGUGUACAUAUUGAAUUGAAAAGUGGGAUGGUGUUAGUCAAUUAUAACGGGAGUGAGACGCUACACUACAUUUCUCCAUUGGACUGGGUUAGACCAAAAGACAUUGUAAUUUGUAGGUAAUGCAUACAGGUAACUGCCAAAAUAAAGGAAACGACAACUUUAAGGGCGUUGGUAAUAGAUUCUACAAGUGUCUGGAACUCUAUUGGAGGGAUGCGACACCAGUCUUCCACGAGAAAUUCCAUCAUUUGGUGUUUUGUUGAUGUUGGUGGAAAACACUGUCUUGUUGCCGCUUCAGAACCUCCAUAAGUGUUCAAUUAGAUUGAAAUCUGGUGACCGACACACCCACACACGCACACAAUUUAAACCCCUAUGCUCCUUUGGGAACCCUCUUUCAAAGUCACUGAGAUCUAUUCUAGCCAUGGUUUACAUGACCCGUGUGGAAACACCUGCUUUCAAUAUAUACUGAACUAAAUAUAAACACAACAUGUAAAGUGUCGGUCCCAUGU